CACAGAGUCCCAAGAUCUGAGUCUCCCUUUGCUUUUGUCCUGCAGUCCCACCCGCUGUCCCUGUGCAACACCAGCGAGGAUGAACACACUGAAUCGGGAUUCAUCACCAUUGUCAAGCUUGAACAGCCGGAUCGGGAUCCCAACCCCUGCCUGUCGCUGGCGAACAAGGCAAAGCUGGCGGGGGAGCGUGGAGCCCGUGCGAUCCUUUUUGACAUUACGGAUGAUGAAAGCGCUGCUGAUCAGCUGAGAAAGCCCAGAGGUCUGAGUCAGCCUGUGGUUCUGAUCAGGGGCCAUGAUGCUGAGCUUCUCAUGGGUGUUGUGAACAAGAACAGAGAGGCCCAUGUGAAGAUAGAGGUCAAGGAGCCACCAGCUUGGCCAGACUAUGACGUGUGGAUUCUUCUCACGGUGGUCAGCACUGUCGUUGUCAUCAUUUUGAUUUUUGUUGUCCGCACCAAGUGCCAACUGAACAGGACUCAGGACUCCUUGCAGCAGCAGACCAUGCAGGCCAUUGGGCAGCUGGCCACGCGCAAGUACCAGGCAAGGUGCCGGCAGGCAUCACGGUGGGACUCAGCCAGCAGCUGCAGCUCAGCCCCGGUCUGUGCCAUUUGCCUGGAGGAGUUCAGCGAGGGCCAGGAACUGCGGAUCAUCUCGUGCUCCCAUGAGUUUCACCGGGAGUGUGUUGACCCCUGGCUGCAACAACACCACACGUGUCCGCUUUGCAUGUUCAAUAUUCUUGCCAGAGAUUCGGUGGACCAGGCCACGGCCGCAGGCUCCAGGCUGGCCCCUCGGGACAUGGAGCCCGGACGGCGACUCCACCUUUUCCGCCAGCACCCAGGACAUGCCCUUUACCACCUCCCACAUGCAUAUCCUCAGAGGAACCUCAGGAGCUUCCCCCUGGAGCCAGCCCACGGCAACCCCUUCUUCCACUCUCCAGAGCUCUCCCAGCUGGAUGUUAACACCAUCCACUACAUGCCCUACAGGCCAGCCACCUCCCUGCCCACCUGCAGCCACCCGUCCCCCCUGGCCCCGGGUUUGCUGGGCCAGCAGCACCCCAACCCCUCGGCAUGUGGGCAGACACUGCCACCCCACAGGACUUGUUCUCUCCAGUCCCAGCCCCCCUGCCUGGGGCUCAAGGCAGCCCUGGCGCAGAAGCAGCACCGUGCACCCGCCCUGCGCCGGGGGGCUGGCCACGGGCACCAGCACAACAGCAGUGGCUCUGGGGAGAGCUAUCUCACGGAGCACAGUGGGUACCUGGCAGAUGGGCCAGGCAGUGACUCCAGCUCAGGGCCCUGCCAUGGUUCCUCCAGUGACUCCAUGCUGAACUGCACGGAUGUCAGUCUGCAGGGCAUCCAUGGCAGCUGCUCCACUUUCCGCAGCUCCCUCAGCAGCGACUAUGACCCCUUCGUGUACUGUAGCUCGGAGGGGCCCGCCACGGACAACGGCCAGGACCAGCCGCGGCCACCAAGGGAGACGCGGCCCAGAUCCUUGGACCUGAUGGUGCCUGGGGGUGCUGCUCCGGCCAAGCCUCAGGUGCUCAGCCAUGUCCACUACCACCACCACCAGCACCAUCACUACAGAAGAGACGCAGACUGCCCACCUGGGCGGGCCGGGCCGGGGCCCGGGCAGCGCAAAUCACGAUACUCUGGGGCCAAGGUUGGCUUCCAUGGUGCUCGGACACAAAAGAGGACUGAGAAAAGCCAUCACUGUCAGCAGCCUCUGGAAAGCAGUGCUGUGCUACAGGAGGCAGCUCAGGCAGGACAGCCAGCCUGUCCCCAGAAAGGCCGGGAGGCCCCUCAUGCCACCUCUGCUUCUCCAAACAGGCUGGACUUCAGUGUAGAUGCCACCAGACAAUCGGGAGCAGCUGGCACAUCCCCUGUCCCACUGCUCCCAAGACACAGCUUACAGAGCCGUCAUCACCGACGGAAAAGAAAGUGUCCCCUGGAGCCUGACCCUGCUCUCCUGCCUGAGGACUCAGCCUUGCCCAAAGCCUGUGAUGCUCACGUUCCUCACGGCCAUCCCGCUGGCUACCGCUGCUCACCUGAAGUCCAGCCCCUGAUCCCAAGCACUCCCCUGCCCUGCAGCUCAGGCUCUCGGCCGCUCUGGAAGUGUUUAGUGCCACAGUCCGGCUCAGAGCUGAAAAAGCAGGAGGAGGGGUUGUCAGGACGGGAGGGAAACCGCACGGUUCCUGAUUUUUCAGGGACGGGCACCCCCAGACACGGUCUGAGUCUCCACCUUCACUGCCCAUCUCAGCAGGGUGGUCAGGGAUCUGAAGAGGAGGUCCAGGAUGUCCAUGAACACUCAGUUUAA
This is a messenger RNA of Balearica regulorum gibbericeps (East African grey crowned-crane), 2307 nucleotides long. Lineage: Eukaryota; Metazoa; Chordata; Aves; Gruiformes; Gruidae. The record is from RefSeq and is a predicted model, not a curated record.